Xiphophorus couchianus (Monterrey platyfish) is the source of this 1320-nucleotide messenger RNA. Its product is annotated as alpha-synuclein-like. Gene Ontology annotation, cellular component: axon terminus; cytoplasm; neuronal cell body. The transcript has 6 exons. NCBI's taxonomy places the organism in Eukaryota, Metazoa, Chordata, Actinopteri, Cyprinodontiformes, Poeciliidae. Gene Ontology annotation, molecular function: cuprous ion binding. Bases 306 to 689 code for a protein of 127 amino acids. The record is from RefSeq and is a predicted model, not a curated record. Gene Ontology annotation, biological process: chemical synaptic transmission; synapse organization; synaptic vesicle endocytosis.
AUCCAUGUGAGGGAGCGUGUUGUGUGUGCGUGAGGGAGAGUGAUCAAUCGCUCCUUCUCCGUCUCUGCGGCGUGGGAGGCGUCUGUCAAACGGACCCGUGGAGAGUCCUCUCUGUCCGUCCGAGUGGAGGACACUACACACCGUCGCCAGUUCAGAGCAGCUGAAGUUUGGAGCCUGUAAAGUCGGUGUUGCUCUUCGGGGGGGAUACUCCGCUGCCAUCCGGGAAGACCCAUCACAUUGUGUGCUGAAAGGAAGUUGAAGCAAACAGCUGGGUGCGUGUAAUCUGGGAGCCGAACCGAGCCGCCAUGGACGCGCUGAUGAAGGGUUUCUCCAAAGCCAAGGAUGGGGUCGUGGCAGCGGCGGAGAAAACCAAGCAGGGAGUGACUGGAGCGGCUGAGAUGACGAAGGAUGGGGUUAUGUAUGUUGGUACUAAAACAAAGGAUGGAGUCUCCACAGUCGCUGAAAAAACUGUGUCUGGAGUGUCUCAUGUGGGCGGAGCUGUGGUUACCGGGGUUACGGCUGUGGCCCAGAAAACUGUGGAAGGAGCGGGCAACAUCGCCGCUGCCACUGGAUUGGUCAAGAAGGAUCCAGCCAAACAAGGUGAGGAUGUCGCAGCAGUACCAGAUGCAGUGGAAUCACCGAUCGAUACUGACUCCACUGAACCUACAGAGGAGGACUCUGACGACUGAGCGGCUCGACGGCUUCACAGUCGAAGCAAAAUGACCCAAACAUUCCAUGUCACUCUGCCAAGUCCCGUCGUGCCUCGUCUCUGGUCCGUCUUGGAGUCUGUGCUUGCUGUCUGCGUUUCUGUGCGUGCCGUUCUGUAUGUCUUUGCAGUGAAUGUCUUGUAGGGAGACAGAGUGAUGUUGUGCGAGUGUGCUGGCGCGUCCUGCGUCCUGGGCGGCGGCUCAGGUGUGUGUGUUCUGUGACCAGCUGUCGUUUACAGUGACUCCCUCCCACUGAGAAGGCCACCUGAUCCCAGAGUGUGGGUGUGCGCGUGUGUGUGUCUGUCCACUGUCAGCUGGUUGGCUGCGUCCGUAACACAAACAUGGAAGUAUACCACAAUCUACAAACACCUAAGUGUCUCUAUAUAAAGGAACAAUUCACACAGAUCUGUUUGAGAUGGAUGCAUAAUGAUAUUCUCUAUUUUGUUGUGUAUUUUGUCAUUGUUUUUUUGCAAUGAGUACUAUAAAGUACUGGGCUGUUUGUGCAUUCAUGUUGUAUUUUAUAGCAUGUAAAAGUAAUAUUCAGCUUCACUGCUGUAUCAUGAAUUUAUUUGGAUUCAAAUGUUGAAUAAAAUAUGUAAAGUGUGGGAUUAUG